This is a messenger RNA of Plasmodium adleri (nom. inval.), 657 nucleotides long. Its product is annotated as Plasmodium exported protein (hyp9), unknown function. The record is from RefSeq and is a predicted model, not a curated record. Lineage: Eukaryota; Apicomplexa; Aconoidasida; Haemosporida; Plasmodiidae. The coding region runs from base 1 to 657 and encodes 218 amino acids. The transcript has 2 exons.
AUGAAAAGUAUUAAAAAUAACCGUACAUUUAAUAAAAUGAAUAUAUUUAUUUUAUUUAUAAAUAUAUUGGUUAUUGGUCUUUUCUGUGUUUCCGUAGACUUUUUUAAUAAUUCUUGUUUUUGUAUAUCCGUUAAUGAAAAUGUAAAAUUGGCUAACUCACUUAGUCAUAGGCUAAGUAGGUCAUUAGCACUACGUUCUCAUAAUGAAGUUGGUCAACCUGUGUUUAAUGUUUUAAAUGUAAAUUUAAAUACAGAAAUUAAGAAAAAGGAUAUGAUAACUGAAGUUGAGACAGAAUUUGAAGUAUUAGAAGUAUGUGCAGAAGAAGAAGAUGGUGAAAAUGAAGUAAGAAUAACAAUGAAAACUAAUUUAAAACCAGAUUUGAUUAAAUUACGUGCUUUAAAUGAAGAAGUAACAUUAAAAAAAUGGAAUUUUAUUAUGCACGAUUUAGCUAAAACUGAAUAUAAAAAACAAAAAGACAAAUUGAAUAAAAAACCAGUAGUUAGAAGAAUUGCAGAAGGUUUAGGUUACACUUUUGUAUUUACAUUAGGAGCACCUGUACUUUUAGGUGCUGCAUUUGUAGGAGGUUGUAAAUGGAUCUUCCUAUCUAAAGAUUCUGGCAAAUCAUUUUUUAGAUCUUUGAAAAAAAUCCUUUUCUAA